UCCGAACAAAUAACACGAAUACUAGCUAGCUAUUAACGUUAAAUGUAAAAUUAUGAGUUUGCAUGAAUCUGACAUCUAUAUUUAUUUAGUGGAUUUAAAAAAUACAACUUUUUCUAACACUGUUCAGCAAGUCCUAAACCUCUGCAAUAUGCCCCAUCCUUUCUCGGCUUACUGUAUGCAGAAUUGCCGGGUGAUGUCUUGCUACAGUUUGUUACGCCAGACAUGUGAUAACUAUGUUUCCUUUACUGGGCGUUACAGGUACAAACAUGUAUUUCUUAUAUUUCUCAGUUUUUUUGUAGAACCACCUGCAUCUGGACACGGACAUUUAUAAGAUACAAAUCUAUGGCAGCGUUUGGUAUAAUCUAACCUGUAACGCCCAGUAAUGGAUUCAUAGUUAUCACAUGAUAUCUGGCGUACGAACUGUAGCUAGAUGUUGUCUAGUGGUGUAAAUGCGUUACUAGUGCCAUUCUGAAGUGAACCUCUUCAGCACCUGCUGUUCAAGUUCAGAAAUUUGUCAAUUAACUGUCUUCCAAUUUAAAGUGGGCCAUUGUAACCUUCUUAAUAAUGGAGUGUUUACACAAGUACUGUGGAUGAAUGCCUGGUUACCAGUUUGUUCCUUCAAAAGUUACUAGCCUGACAAUCUAACUAUGCAGUCUACAGGUAGGCCUAGACAUACCAACACGGUCCUCUAAGACCAAUGUUUUAUUUUAUGCAAAAUCUAUCCAAUCAGAGCGUAUGUGAAGAGUCCAUGUAAGGGAAUAUGUUUUUGUACAGUGAAACAUCCAGUUCUUCCAAGGUUUGCUGCAUCUGCUGAAUUUGAGCAGAAUUCCUUUAAGUGCAUGUCACUAAAACAGAGUUUGCGAAAUCUGAGCGAAUGGUAAAUUAAGCUGACGUGUCUUUGCAUGCAGCUAAGUUACAGCCAGCACUGUAUUCAGUUACCUUUGAUGAGAUGUUGCGGGAGAGGCUCUACUUUGUAACUCAAUCUGUGGUCAUGCCAGUCGCUUAGUAGCCACAUCUACCUAGAAUAUUCCACGUUUGUAUAAAUUGUACUUGUUUUCAGUUUAGGUUACACAAGGACGUGGCUUGAUUAAUAGGUGUCAAGGUAGUGGUUUCAUUGUGGUUGAGACGCCAGCCUGUUCACGGUGGGUUUUGUGUUUCGGCUCAUCCAUUUUAUGAAUAGGACAAGCUGAGGAUAACAAACAGCUCUGAGUGUUUAAACUCGGGAAAAAGGCCCACCUUGGCUUUGUGUGCCGUGGAACCCUAGACAGAUCAGCAACACAUUCCUUGCAUAGUCUGUUGAGGUUAAGUCAAACCAGAGCUUUUCACAUUGUGAACAAAAUGUUUUGUUUGGAUUUAAGGUCCCUGAUAGCGAUAGGCCCAUAGCACUAGCCUCUGGUAUUAUUUUGCUACAAAGUUGAUUCUUUGUUUAGGCCAACAUGUUGUGAUAUUAUUGAUCACAUUACCAGGCAAGGGGUUUGGGCUGCCGUGGGGAUGUUUGCCUGCUCAUAUCCAGGAGAUAUGGGAUUUAGCUAAGUUGUCAGUUCCCAUAAGAUAGCAUAUUAUGGGAUUUAGCUAAAUUGUCAGUUCCCAUAAGACAGCAUAGCCUAGUCAUCUGGAGCAUCGUGACCUCAACACUUGAAUCCCAGGCAGCCAGGUCCAGGCAGCCAGGUCCAGGCAGCCAGCCAGCUACCUAAUGGAAAAGUGUGUGGGAGCAGAAAGAUCGAGGCAGUGACUGAGCUAAGUGAAGCUGACUGUACCAUGUAAGGAUGAGGAAUCCAUCAGCUGACGUUACCUCAGAGGGCUGCAGCCUGGAAAUGUAUGCACUCGUUACUGAGGUGUCUAACUGAUCCAGUGCCAGCCCCUCUGAAGUAACACCAGACUGCCUUGAAGUGUUAAGAAAACCCAGCCCAAGACAUAGUCAUGUUGGAGGAGGACAUGGAAGUGGCCAUCAAGGUGGUGGUGGUGGGCAAUGGUGCGGUGGGGAAGUCCAGCAUGAUCCAGCGCUACUGCAAGGGCAUCUUCACCAAGGACUACAAGAAGACCAUCGGUGUGGACUUCCUGGAGAGGCAGAUACUAGUGAAUGAUGAAGAUGUGAGAUUGAUGUUGUGGGACACAGCAGGGCAGGAAGAGUUUGAUGCCAUCACCAAGGCCUACUACCGCGGUGCCCAGGCGUGUGUUCUGGUCUUCUCCACCACUGACAGGGAGUCGUUCGAGGCGGUCGGCAGCUGGUGGGAGAAGGUGGAGCUAGAGGUGGGAGACAUCCCCACUGUCCUAGUGCAGAACAAGAUUGACCUUCUGGAUGACACGAUGAUCAAAAAUGAGGAGGCAGAAGGUCUGGCCAAGAAGCUCAAGUUGAGGUUUUAUAGAACCUCUGUAAAGGAGGACCUCAAUGUCAAUGAAGUUUUCAAAUACCUAGCAGAUAAGUAUCUGCAACGACUCAAGCGGCAAACAGCAGAGGAGCCCGAGGCAGUGCAUACAGCAGGCAAUAAAAUUGGCGUUUUCAACACCACAAGUAGUAACCUAUCUAGUCAGAACUCCAGCAAUGGCCGUGAAAUCAUCAGCUUGCGGCCCCACAAACAGAGGACCAAGAAGAGCAAAAACCUCUUCAGUAGCUGCAGCCUUCUUUAGAAUCAAUCCAUUCCCUUCAAUACUGUAAGUUUUGACUGCCAUAUGUGAGGGAAAGAGUCUUGAUUGAUGAAUGGUUGUGUAUUAUAGGGGUAGAUUCUUUCACAGACCAAAGUCUGCAUAGAACACUGUAUGUUAUAUCAAUUUGAGCUCAACCUAGAUCUAAUCUGCACCUGCACAUUGUGCCUAUCAUGACGUUGAGCAUCUUUACAGAUCCAGUCUAGCCUUUGAUUCGCAUGGAUAGAUGGGAGAUUUAAAGCACCAGUAUGGUAAAAGUAACAACAGUCCUCCUGAUGGCUGCAAUGGAUACCAAAACCUAUGUUGUAGCAUGAAUGGAAUUCUUGAAGCUUAUCGUUUGGGAAAUUGAGGUUGGGCGUUGCAGGGUUUUCCCCACUUACACCCUUCAACAUGUUGUAGGGAAGGGUUACAUUCUAGUUCACUACCACGGCAUCUUUGUAUGUUCAUAUGUGAUUUUUACAGAUUACCAUUUGUGCAUUUGACUGUUCAUCUGUGCAAUAUGUUUAUUGUAGGAGAUAUACUGAUUAUUUUGUACCAUAUUUUGUUUAAAAUAUUAAUGGAAUAUGGUUCAAUCUAUGCUGUAUAUUGUGGAUAAAGACUUGGACAUAAUUGUUCAUUGUUUUCUGAAAGGUAUUUUUAUAUGAAUUUUAAGUGUUUAACAAAUGUUUGCAGACAAUGACUUACCUAAAACGUAACAUAGUGCCAAAUAGUUUCUUAACUUCCUUUUAUUGUUGAAAGAAAUGUACAUAUUUUAAGGUGAAAGGUAGGAGUGAUUGGUAGUUGUAUGAGAAUACUAAAUUACAACAAAGACCAAUAGAAUGUGCUCUUAUAUUACCAAAUAAAAUUUGAGAUUCGCACAAUAAACUCUACUUGAGUCA
Molecule: messenger RNA, 3521 nt
Organism: Oncorhynchus gorbuscha (pink salmon)
Lineage: Eukaryota; Metazoa; Chordata; Actinopteri; Salmoniformes; Salmonidae
Product: ras-related protein Rab-23-like
Exons: 7
Coding region: 1921-2628 (235 amino acids)
Molecular function (GO): GTP binding; GTPase activity
Source: RefSeq, a predicted model, not a curated record